Molecule: messenger RNA, 768 nt
Organism: Lactuca virosa
Lineage: Eukaryota; Viridiplantae; Streptophyta; Magnoliopsida; Asterales; Asteraceae
Source: the annotation of a GenBank genome assembly
AUGGCGCCCAAACCUAAAUUUCAAUUUGCCUUUGAAGAGGUUGUAGUAUCUGAUGAUGAAGACGAUCAAGAGGAUCAAGAAAAAGAAUUGUCAGAAAAUGAGUUUGAAAAUUUUAUUCAGCAAAGUAUUUCAUUCCCAGAAGAGGAUGUUGCUAUUACACCUCCGAUUGUGACUGUGAGGGAAAGUGAUACAUUGGUGCAAUCUUCCCCACCUACCCCUGAACAUAUGGAUGCUCAUAUUGUUGAACUUCAUCGAACUGAAAGGAAGCCUCCCAAAACAGUUCAUGUUGAUACUAAACCUCCAUCUGGAAGUGAUCUAGAAGACUCCGCCCACGCCUUACUCCUAAGGAAGCGUAAAAGUAGAGAUCCAAGGUCGGGAGUGCUUAUCACAGACCAAGUUCAAAAGGAACCUACACCGAUUGAGCCUAGGUCUAUGAAUCAAAGCAUUCAAAGCCCGUUCACUGAAUCCAUUUCUAUGGAUCAGGAUUUUCAAAGGCCUAUUAUUGAAGAAGAAGUCAUACCUACACAAGGAGAUCAAGCUUUAAGAAGCUCAUUUGAAUCACUAGAGCUAGACAUCUCAAAAGGCAAAAGCAAGUUGCCUGAAUUUGAAUUGGUUGAUGUAGUUCUGCUUCAGAACAUACUCUUUGAUUUGGAACAAAGCUCUGCUGAAAUGGAUUUGAUAAUUGGAAAGCAUGAUACUAGAAUCAGCGAGCUUGAAAAAGAGAACUCGAUUAAGAUUCAAAGAUCUCAUAACUUCAAGCAAAUCUAG